AUGAAUUCCUCAGCAUUUUCUUCCUUGUUCUUCGCCCUUUCCUUGAUCCUCAUUUCUCAUGUGCCUUUCCCAACAUCAGGCGCCAACUUAAUUGAAUCUGUAUGCAAUGAUGCGAUGGAGGACCAGGUUGCUUGCCUUCAACUUCUCCAAUCCGAGCCACGAUUCGCCACGGCGAAAAACUAUGUUCAUCUCUCGAAGAUGAUCCUUGAGAUGGGGGUGAAGAAGGGUGAAAAAGUCCAGAAUGAGCUAAAGGAGAUGAUGAUGAAAAACCCUUCACCAGCCAUCACACAAUGUGCAACUACCCUUUAUGAUGGGGUGGUUGGAUCAUUCAAAAGCUCAUUGGGAGAAAUGAAAGAGGAUGGUUUAACAGCAAAUUAUGAUGCAAAAGUUGCUGGUGAUGGACCUGCCACAUGCGAUAGAGCCUUGGCUGCAGCAAACAUUGUCAAUCCCACAAUUUCUGCCCUAAACAAGGAGAUCUUGUUGAUUAGCAAAAUUGCAUUUCUGGCCACCAACGAGCUUCCCGAAAGCCCAUAA
This is a messenger RNA of Abrus precatorius (Indian licorice), 534 nucleotides long. RefSeq lists its product as uncharacterized. Gene Ontology annotation, molecular function: enzyme inhibitor activity. NCBI's taxonomy places the organism in Eukaryota, Viridiplantae, Streptophyta, Magnoliopsida, Fabales, Fabaceae. The transcript has a single exon. The record is from RefSeq and is a predicted model, not a curated record. Bases 1 to 534 code for a protein of 177 amino acids.